CAGUUGACCAGUGGCGAAGGGUGCGCUUUGAAUAAUAAAAAGAUCCGUGGGUAUAUAUAUGUUUUACAAUUGGAUUUGAGUACACACGAUUUUGUACACCUAAACCGAAAGUGUUGCAAACUGGUCACUGUUCUAUCGUUAAUCAAAUUAUUCAUUUUAAUCUGUUGUGUGAAAGUUUUUCUAUGCGAAAUUUAUCAUUUGGCUUCGAAAAACUGACAGUUUCAUAUUCGAACAAUAAUGUUUUCUUACAUCAAGUGUAAAAUUAUUUUAAACAAGUAAACCCUUAUGUUUACAUUUUCGAAUAAGUAUCACAAAAGUUAUAAAAUAUUUAUUAAAAAAUUUUUCAUCUUCUAAUCAAGUUUUUAAUAAGUGUAAUUAAAUUUACGUGAACUAACCUCUAAAAGUGUUGUGAAAAUUUAAACAAAUGGCUAAUUUGCGGCAAACUCCUUUGACAUGCAGUGGACAUACAAGGCCUGUUGUUCAUUUAGCAUUUUCUGAUGUCACAGACACGGGUUACUAUCUAAUUUCAGCGUGUAAAGAUGGAAAACCUAUGUUAAGACAAGGUGACACUGGAGACUGGAUUGGUACAUUUGAAGGACACAAAGGAGCUGUCUGGGGCGUUGAUUUAAACCGCCAAGCAACCAGAGCAGCUUCAGGUGCUGCUGAUUUCAAUGCUAAAGUCUGGGACGCUAUCAAGGGCGAAGAGAUUCAUUCAUUCCAACAUAACCAUAUAGUCAAGUCUGUUGGAUUUAGUACAGAUUCAAGCCAUUUGUGUACAGGGUCAAAUGAAAAAUUACUACGUAUUUUUGAUCUCAAUAAACCUGAUGCUGCACCUCAAGUAUUCUCUGGCCAUACCAGUUUCAUUAAACAAGUAACGUUUUUCAAUGAUAAUAAAAUGAUUGUUAGCUGUGCUGAUGACAAAACGUUGAGAGUAUGGGAUAGAAGUACUGGCCAAGAAGCUCGUCGACUUGAUUUUCCUGCUAUUCCAAGCUCAAUGGAGGUUUCUAAAGACGGGAAAAUAAUUACAACUACUCAUGCUAAUAUUGUAUCAUUUUGGAAUAGUCAAGAUCUAACAAAAAUACGAGAGUACACUAUUCCUACACAAGUCAAUAGUGUUAGUUUACAUCCAGACUGUACAAUUUUCGUCUGUGGUGGUGAAGAUUUGAAGAUGUAUAAAUUUGACUAUGCAACCGGUGUAGAAUUAGAAUCAUUUAAAGGACAUUUUGGACCAGUGCACUGUGUGCGGUUUUCUCCGGAUGGAGAAUUAUACGCAAGCGGUUCAGAAGACGGUACUUUAAGAUUAUGGCAAACGACUGUUGGAAAAACCUAUGGCCUAUGGCGUUGUACUGAACAAUCAUCAGUCCAAGAAAAUUCUUCCACUGUUAAUAAUAAACAAGAAGUUUCCGCAAGUUAAACAAUCCAGAUGCUUUCAUUGUAAUUUAAUACUGAAUCUACUAUUUUCUGUGCAAUGAUGUAAUUGAAAUACUCUGGAAUCUUUGAAAAUUUUUGUAUGGGAUCUCAUUGUUAUAUCUGUAUUCUUUUUGUGAAGUAUGUUGA
Chelonus insularis is the source of this 1557-nucleotide messenger RNA. It is a transcript of the gene wmd, whose product is annotated as serine-threonine kinase receptor-associated protein wmd. NCBI's taxonomy places the organism in Eukaryota, Metazoa, Arthropoda, Insecta, Hymenoptera, Braconidae. Gene Ontology annotation, cellular component: SMN complex. Bases 425 to 1414 code for a protein of 329 amino acids. Gene Ontology annotation, molecular function: protein binding; RNA binding. The transcript is spliced from 5 exons. Gene Ontology annotation, biological process: spliceosomal snRNP assembly. The record is from RefSeq and is a predicted model, not a curated record.